Messenger RNA from Polypterus senegalus (gray bichir), 2035 nucleotides. It is a transcript of the gene tpm1, whose product is annotated as tropomyosin 1 (alpha). Gene Ontology annotation, biological process: cardiac muscle contraction; actin filament organization. The record is from RefSeq and is a predicted model, not a curated record. Bases 133 to 987 code for a protein of 284 amino acids. NCBI's taxonomy places the organism in Eukaryota, Metazoa, Chordata, Cladistia, Polypteriformes, Polypteridae. Gene Ontology annotation, molecular function: actin filament binding. Gene Ontology annotation, cellular component: actin filament. The transcript is spliced from 9 exons.
GAGGGCAGGAUAGCGGAGAGCUCGCACUUCAGCUCCACGCUCAGUCCCGCACAGCCGCUCUAAGCCUCUCUCCCUGCCCUCUCCACCGCAGUUUCUUUUGGAGCACUUUGUGCGCAUACCCCAAGACCAGCCAUGGAUGCCAUCAAGAAGAAGAUGCAGAUGCUCAAGCUCGACAAGGAAAAUGCCUUGGACAGAGCUGAGCAAGCUGAAGCAGACAAGAAGGCAGCCGAGGACAGGAGCAAGCAGUUAGAGGAUGAAAUUAAUCAGUUGGAAAAGAAAUUACGUAUUACCGAAGACGAGAGAGAUAAACUGGCCGAAGAGUUCCAUACGGCUGAAGAAAAGCUACUAAGCGCGGAGGAAAUCGCCACCAAGGCUGAGGGUGAUGUAGCUUCACUGAACAGGCGCAUCCAGCUGGUUGAGGAGGAGUUGGAUCGCGCUCAGGAACGUCUGGCCACAGCCCUGCAGAAACUGGAGGAGGCAGAGAAGGCUGCUGAUGAAAGUGAAAGAGGCAUGAAGGUCAUUGAGAACAGGGCCUUGAAGGAUGAGGAGAAAAUGGAACUGCAGGAGAUUCAGCUUAAAGAGGCCAAGCACAUCGCUGAAGAGGCUGACCGAAAAUAUGAAGAGGUAGCACGUAAGCUUGUGAUCAUUGAGGGUGAUCUUGAGCGUACUGAAGAACGUGCUGAACUUUCAGAAAGCAAAUGUGCUGAGCUUGAAGAAGAGUUGAAAACUGUGACCAACAACCUGAAGUCACUGGAGGCACAGGCUGAGAAAUACUCACAGAAGGAAGACAAAUAUGAAGAAGAGAUCAAGGUACUCACAGACAAACUCAAAGAGGCUGAGACCCGUGCUGAAUUCGCUGAGAGGACAGUGGCCAAGCUUGAGAAGUCCAUUGAUGACUUAGAAGAUGAGUUGUAUGCUCAGAAACUCAAGUACAAAGCAAUCAGCGAGGAGCUGGACCACGCUCUCAACGACAUGACUUCAAUGUAAAUUUCUUCCAACUGUGUGCCUGCUUGCUUCUGUACUCCUCACAACCACCAAAUAAAUUCCCUUGUACUACCUUUUACAUGUCUUCCAAUGCAUCAACCAGUUCUCCUUUAACUAUCUUUUACCUGGUUCUUUCUCCCAACAUCCAUCCUUCCUUCCUUAAACCCUUUUAUAUUACUUCUGUUUAUGCAACUUCUAAUGGACCAUUCUUUUUUGGUGUUCAUUUGCAAAAUCUUGGGGAUAUUUAAUCUUUCAUACAAUACUACUAAAGAGAGUACAGCACACUUGCACUAAAGUAUCUCACAAUACAGUAUCUGAAAUUGCCUCCACUGGUGGACUGUAUUGGACAUAAAAAUGGAGAACAAAUAUAAUAGCUGGGGUAAUUAUUUUUGUGCUCCAUAUCAUUUUGUCAAAUACAGCAGCUGCUGUGCAGACUUGUUUAGGGUAUGGAAUACUUGUGGCCCUAUUUAUUUUACCUUUUGAUGUGACAUUGAAUUGCAGGAAGAGAUUUUAUUAUGAAAGUGGAUAGAAGGGAAUGGAACAGAGACCAUGAGCUUUUGUUGUGGGUCUUAUUGCAUUUAGCAGUAAUACAGAUACCUAGACAUUAGCAUGAGGAAGGGCCAAAACCCACCUUGUUUGGUAAUGGCAUAAAGUCAAGACUGUGCAAGUGUAAAGAUGCAAAUUACAAAGAUGCCAAGGAAUUUCUUGAACUGUGGAUAUGAUACAUACACUUAGGCUCCAUUAUUUGAUAAACAGAAGUCAAAAUCUCAAGGAAUUAACCUUUUCCCCCAAAAAUCACUUGCAUUCAUUGUUGAACAUCAUUUUUUUUGUCUACUGAAAUAUGGUCAUACUUGUGAGACUGUUCAAAGUAUUUGAGGUUAAGUAUGAGGGGUAGUUUUAAAUAUGAGGUUUAGUUUUGUCUUAAAACCUUUGAACAGUCACGCUUUUGUGCACUGCAUGUUCAUAUAUGAUGCUCUAUCCCAUCCCACAUAAGGGAAAACCUUCAACUGUACUAAUGGAAUAAAUCCUAAUAAAACUUUUCAUGGGUUCU